This is a messenger RNA of Pygoscelis adeliae (Adelie penguin), 710 nucleotides long. Its product is annotated as carboxymethylenebutenolidase homolog. Gene Ontology annotation, molecular function: hydrolase activity. The record is from RefSeq and is a predicted model, not a curated record. Bases 1 to 630 code for a protein of 209 amino acids. The transcript has 4 exons. Lineage: Eukaryota; Metazoa; Chordata; Aves; Sphenisciformes; Spheniscidae.
AUGGCUAAUGAAUCGAGGCCUUGCCCAUGUGGUGUUGGAGACAGGUUUGACUAUGAGGGUUGUGGGCAGGAAGUACAAGUUGAGCACAUCAAGGCGUAUGUUUGCAAAGCACCUGCCAGCACAGACAAAGCUGUGGUUGUGAUUCAUGAUAUAUUUGGAUGGCAACUCCCAAACACCAGAUACAUGGCUGAUAUGCUUGCGGCUAAUGGAUACAUAGAAGCUGAUGCUGUCCUGAAAUAUCUGAAGGAACAGUGUGGUGCAAAGAAGCUAGGGGUUGUUGGUUUUUGCUGGGGUGGUAUUGCUGUACAUCACCUGAUGAUGACAUACCCAGAAUUGAAGGCUGGUGUAUCUCUCUAUGGACUAAUCAAGGAUUCUGAUGAUAUAUCUAAUCUCCUGAACCCUACAUUUUUCAUUUUUGCUGAAAAAGAUGACUUCAUUCCCCUUCAUCAAGUCACCCUGCUGGAGCAGAAGCUAAAGAAAAAUUGUAAAGUCGAUUUUGAAGUUAAAAUUUAUCCUGGACAAACUCAUGGUUUUGUACAUCGCAGAGGAGAAGAUACCAGUCCUCAAGAUAAGCCUUAUAUUGAGGAAGGAAGAACGGAUAUGAUCAACUGGCUGAAUAAAUACAUUUAAUAGAAGAGCAAGCAACUUAAUUUGUGACACAAUUAUGUAAUACACUGCAGAUUUUUGAUAACGCAUUUUAGAAAAUUGGA